Gloeophyllum trabeum ATCC 11539 is the source of this 1266-nucleotide messenger RNA. RefSeq lists its product as uncharacterized. Lineage: Eukaryota; Fungi; Basidiomycota; Agaricomycetes; Gloeophyllales; Gloeophyllaceae. Bases 1 to 1266 code for a protein of 421 amino acids. The transcript has 6 exons. The record is from RefSeq and is a predicted model, not a curated record.
AUGUUGCUCGUUGACCUCCCUCCCGAGAUACUGGACCACAUUGCCUGCUCUGUCGACCGCCGCGAGGAUCUCCUGUCCUUCGCUCUGACGAGCACGCUGCUAUCCUCAGUCAUAUCCCCCACGCACCUUGAGUACUGCGACAUACGGACUCGCGACAUAGACUCCCUUUCGACGGAGGAGCGGCUACCAGCCGAGUAUCGCAAUAGCCCCUUCAGUGUACCUGCCGCGGAACUGGCCACGAACGACCAGCUCUUCCUGAGUCGAAACGCAAAGGAAUUAUUGAGUCAGUACGAAAAUGACCUGAUCAAAGCCGUGAAGCUUAUGCGGAAUCUCCGCCGCUUUCGCUGGUUUCGCCCGAGGCUUCCAGGUAGCGACGGUAUCUGGUCCGUGCUCAAAUUCUUGGGCUUCGUCGUGGAUUUGCACUUCUUGGAUACGGACUACGACUGCCCGCUGCCGUCCUUCCGGGGCUUGUUAUCCCUGAAUAUCAUGACGAAUAGGCUUAGCAUAGAACCUGGAACACAGGAUGUGAUGUCGAUGCUCAACAUGUCUGUUACCGACUAUCCUGAUCUGACGAGCCUCACCUUCCUCUCCAGCAAAUUUCUCGAGUACAGCGCACGCGUCGAUGUUUCGCUGAGACGCGCCGCUUGGAAGAAUCUCCGCUCUCUCCGCCUUGAAGGGUCGACCUGCACUGCCGAGACGCUGCGCCACUUUCUCAAUAAUCAUCCGACCCUCGAGGAGUUGGCGCUCCCUCCUGAGCUCCCUGGCAAGGAAGGGCGGGCGCUGAUGCUCUCCGACGGUGCACUUCCGAACCUCCAUACAUUAGAGUGUCAUGCCCCGACCACGGCUGCAAUUCUCGGAAACCCUCGAGCGGUUACGAGCAUCCGGAAGAUCCGUGGACUCAACCUGGAUGGUGAAGCCCCCUGGAAAUGGGACUAUCUUCCUAAUGCAGACGACCCAGACGAACCAUAUGACGAUGACCCCGAUCCAGUAACGCUCAAAUGGAGGGAAGAGUUAGUGGAGGGCAUCAAGACCCAUCCAUCUAUAAUGACGAUAGAGUGUUGUCACAUCACGGAGCUUUCGAUUACCGACGGCUCGGAGGAACUUCCCGCGGAGCAGUGGUUCCAGGCUCUGGCGUGCUUCCCCCACUUGCAGCGCGUCAGAUGCACUCCCCUGUUGCCGCAGGACAACAGCGCACUGGGCCCGUUCAUGCAAAGGCUGCUGGAGGCGUGCCCGGAUCUGCAAAUAGUGAGCGAUGCAAAGCAGUGA